UCUCAUAGGAACGUUAUCACCGACGCACAUAGGAAGUGUUGCGUUGUUUGUGUGUUCGACGGAAGUUUUCUGAUACAAAUCUUGUUUUCCAACGUUAUGGCGUUUUAGUGAGGAAGUUUAGUUACCCCGGGCUGUUAUUAAAGACAUUUUAUCGUGCGAAAAUGCCGAAGGUCGUGUCGAGAAGCGUCGUGUGCUCGGACACCAGAGACCGAGAGGAGUACGACGACGGAGAGAAGCCGCUUCACGUCUACUACUGUCUGUGCGGUCAGAUGGUUUUGGUUCUGGACUGCCAGCUGGAGAAGCUUCCCAUGAGGCCCCGGGACCGAGCCAGGGUGAUCGAUGCGGCCAAACACGCUCACAAGUUCUGCAAUGUGGAGGAGGAGGAGACCGCGUACAUCAAGAGAGCCGAGGGCAUCGAGAGGCAGCACCGCAAGAAGUGCGGCAAGUGCGGCCUGCUGCUCUUCUACCAGCACCAGGAGAAGAACAACCCGGCCACCUUCAUAGUGGACGGAGCCGUGGUUAAGUUCGGACAGGGCUUCGGCAACACCAGCGUGUACAGCCAGAAGCAGCCGGAGGCUCCCAAAAAGGUUCGUGUGAUGAUGACCAAGCGGACCAAAGACAUGGGCAAGUUCAGCUCCGUCACCGUGUCCACCAUCGACGAGGAGGAGGAGGAGAUCGAGGCCCGGGAGGUGGCUGACUCGUACGCCCAAAAUGCCAAGGUGAUCGAGAAGCAGCUGGAGAGGAAAGGGAUGAGCAAGAGGAGGCUACAGGAGCUGGCUGAGCUGGAAGCCAAGAAGGCGAAGAUGAAGGGGACGCUCAUCGAUAAUCAGUUUAAAUAGACGAGACUGAGGGAGACAAACUGAAUGUAAUUCUGUGGAGAUCCUGCAGCUCCUCAGACCUCCUCUUCCACCUGUUGUACACAGGGAGGACAACAUGUUGAGGCGUUAAAACAGGACUUAGUUGCUGCAUGUUGAGAUGGUAAAAUGUUAGACUUUUGAUUUAGUUUGUGAUCUUAUUUUUCCACUAUAAAUUCAACAUGAAAAGACUAAAUAAACAUUUUUUUAAAAAAUCA
Messenger RNA from Amphiprion ocellaris (clown anemonefish), 1072 nucleotides. RefSeq names its product STING1 ER exit protein 1 (gene steep1). The coding region runs from base 162 to 839 and encodes 225 amino acids. The record is from RefSeq and is a predicted model, not a curated record. The transcript has a single exon. Lineage: Eukaryota; Metazoa; Chordata; Actinopteri; Pomacentridae.